GCCACCUCCACCAACCAUCUCCCUCUUUACAUCUCUUUCUCUCUCUAAAACUUGAUAUUGCUCCAGCUGUCACCCCAACUCAGCUGCUCGGAGCUGUGAAAUUUCUUAAUCGGAAUGGCCGGAAUUUCAAGAGCUCAAUUAUCUUCACUUUUGCUGUUCGUUUUCGUGUCUUUGAGCUUCUCAGAAGCUAGAGACCACCUCGUCGGCGGCAAAUCUAACGCUUGGAAGGUCCCAGCUUCCGACUCAGAUUCUCUCAACCACUGGGCCGAGAAAUCGCGUUUCAACAUCGGAGAUUCGCUAGUUUGGGAAUACGAUGGAUCGAAAGACUCGGUGCUGCAAGUGACGAAGAGAGACUACGUAACCUGCAACACGUCGAGUCCGAUCGAGACCUACACCGGCGGCAGCACCAAGGUGAAGCUCGUGCGUUCCGGUCCGUACUAUUUCAUCAGCGGCGCCGACGGCCACUGCGAGAAGGGGCAGAAGUUGAUCGUUGUGGUCAUAUCAGAGAGGCACCGCAGCUUGAGAAUUUCUCCUGCGCCUUCCCCGGCGGAGAUUGAGGGCCCGGCGAUUGCGCCUGCCCCUGCCAGCGGCGCCGGGAGCUUAAGUGGUGGCUUUUUGGCGGCGCUGCUGGGAGCACUGUUGGUUGCGGUGUGAAGAUUUCGCGAUUUUGAUAAUGGGGCGGGAAGGGAAGAAAUUGUGGAAAUAGUUUAUUUAUUAGUUAAUUCUUUUGGGAUGGAGUUUUAACUAUUUUAGUGUAAUUGAGAUUACAUUUUCUCGAAUUAUGCGAUUCAUUUUAUCUAUUUAAUCCAAUAUAUGACCAAUAAUUGGUUUUCAUAUUUAUCAAAAA
Salvia miltiorrhiza (redroot sage) is the source of this 847-nucleotide messenger RNA. RefSeq names its product early nodulin-like protein 14. NCBI's taxonomy places the organism in Eukaryota, Viridiplantae, Streptophyta, Magnoliopsida, Lamiales, Lamiaceae. Gene Ontology annotation, molecular function: electron transfer activity. Gene Ontology annotation, cellular component: plasma membrane. The record is from RefSeq and is a predicted model, not a curated record.